Desarmillaria tabescens is the source of this 852-nucleotide messenger RNA. RefSeq names its product casein kinase II, regulatory subunit. Gene Ontology annotation, cellular component: protein kinase CK2 complex; cytoplasm; UTP-C complex. The coding region runs from base 1 to 852 and encodes 283 amino acids. The transcript has 6 exons. Lineage: Eukaryota; Fungi; Basidiomycota; Agaricomycetes; Agaricales; Physalacriaceae. Gene Ontology annotation, molecular function: protein kinase regulator activity. Gene Ontology annotation, biological process: regulation of transcription by RNA polymerase III. The record is from RefSeq and is a predicted model, not a curated record.
AUGCUUCAUCGUGCAGUGGAGGAGAUCUCAACGGGAUCCGACUCGGAUUACUCCAGCUCGGCAUGUCCCAAUUGGAUAUCUUGGUUUUUAUCCUCCAAGGGUAACGAGUACUUCUGCGAAGUGGAUGAAGACUUCAUUCUGGACCGAUUCAACCUGACUGGGCUGAACAACGAGAUCGUCAACUACCCUCAGGCUUUAGACCUUAUCACUGACAAUCUUGAUGAUGACAUUCAAGACGACUUCCGCGCCUCACUUGAUGUUCAAGCUAGACUUUUGUACGGCCUCAUACACGCUAGAUGGAUCGUUACGACACGAGGCCUAGCCAAAAUGCUCGAAAAGUACAAACGCAUCGAAUUCGGACGAUGUCCACGUGUUCUCUGCCAACAGCAACCUCUUCUUCCCGUAGGUUUAACCGAUGUUCCGUACGAAAAGUCCGUCAAGCUAUAUUGUGGACGUUGUGAAGAUAUAUACUCACCCAAGUCGUCCCGACAUGGAUCUAUUGAUGGUGCCUACUUUGGAACGACAUUUCCCCACCUCCUGUUCUUGGUAUACCCCACAUUAAUUCCUCCCAAGACUGGUCCACCAACAGAAGGCGCUACAAGCUCUCGUGAAGGUGUGGAUUCUUCGGGAAGACGAAGAAGGGGGGUUCGGGAAGAAGUGCAAGAAGUUGUUGCGAGUGACGGAGGAGAAGGCAUCAGCACUGCCAGUGUCGCGCUCAAAGCCGACAGGUAUAGGCCAAGAAUCUAUGGAUUCCAAGUGAACGAGAUUGCAAAAUUGCAGAGGUGGCAGGAAGCGGUUAGAGAUCGACAAGUAGCUCGGUUAGAGGCCCUAGAAGCUAGGAAUGAGGUAUAA